AUGAUAUCACCAUCAGCUCAGGGCCAACAAACGCCCAACUUGGCUGGUUCGAUCAAUGGCAACAACAAUAAUAAUAAUAAUAACAAUCCUUCGGUGAUGACUUAUAAUCCAACUUAUAAUAAGUGUCUGCCAAAGAUCCUCUCUGACUUGGACUGCGAGAUGCGUGUCAAACAGGUGCUCAAGUGCAUCGAGAUGAUGCUGACCGAAUCCGAUGGCGAGCUGCUGACCUCGUCAGGCGCCGGACUGCCCACACUCACCAACCAUUCACCUGGCAUCAUAGCUGGUGCCAACUCUACACAGCCCGCCUUCAGCUCGUUCAAGCUUCAGGUGUCUCCACCCGUCAAUGGCCAACAGGCGGCAAUUCAAUCUCCCAACAAGAAGGUGCGUCGUACCGAGUCCCUGGACGAGGUGGAUACUGGUAUCCACCUGACGCCCAAUAUCACAUCGCUCUCAUUGCAGUCACCUCUGCGUAAUGGUAUGCCUGGCAACACUGUCUCGUCCAACAAUGCCAAGAGCAAGAUCAAGAUCAACAUUGCACGCUCGUCAUCAGUGGAGGAUUCAUUGCGUCUGCCCCACCCAGUCACUAGUCCACAGAUGAAGCACUCGGCAUCAAUGUAUUUACCGGAUGAUAAUGCAAGAUCGAUGAAGAAUGAUCAUGCUGGUGUAAAGAGGCACAUGACCGCCGCUACUGCGGCUGGUGGAAAGGACAUGAAUGUCACUCCAAACAACACAAUGCAUCCAUUUGAGAUGAUGGCCAAUGGAAUGCCAGAGCAUCAACAGAAUGUUUAUGGUAUGCCAAUGAACAUGGCGUUGUACCAACAGCACUAUGAUACCCUCCAUCUCCAAAUGCAACAGCAACAACAACAGCAGCAACAGCAGCAUCAUCAACUCCAGCAGCAGCAACAACAACAGCAGCAACAGCAACAUCAAGAUCAAAGGAGACACUCUUACAAUCCUUAUCAAGGAGGUGAUGGUACCCAACAACAGAAGGAUCAACAUCACCAACAACUUCAACAACAACAACAAAUGCCAAAGAGGCACAUGUCCCUCAACAGCUAUGAGGUACCACAACAUCACAUGCAGCUGGCACAACAACAACAGUACAUACAACUAUACCAGCAACAGCAACAACAGCAACAACAACAACAGCAACAGCAACAACAACAACUUCAUUCAAUGUCUCCAAAGACAACUACUCCCAAGUUGGAGCAAACCCCUCCUCAACCAUUUGUCGACCAUGCUGCUGCCAACCAUGUCCCCUCUCCAUCCCCUCAACAACACCAACAUCAGCAUCAUCAGUACGCUUGUAACGAUGAGGGUAGUGGCAGGAAGCAUAGCGCGGAUGGCGCCUUGGAAUCUGACUCCCAACAGGUGCCAUCCCCCAAGCAGCAGCCUUGUAAAGAUCCGCUGGAACAGGAGCUGGCCGCUGCUAACCACGAUCAACUGGCUGUCAACCACUCGCCAUCCAAUCUAACCUCUGCCCAGCAUCAACAAUCUGCUGCCAAUCAUCAGACUCAACAACAGCAUGGCAAUGGACAGUCCCAACCUGGCCAGCACCAGUUCCUGACACCUCUGCUGUCAGGUGGAUACGCGCCACCUGUAAACAACGGAGGUGCCGAGGAGUACAACUGGAUCCUGUCAUUCCUGGACAUUGACAACAGCCAGCAAGAGUCGCAGCAGCUGCCACAAUGA
Messenger RNA from Acytostelium subglobosum LB1, 1692 nucleotides. RefSeq lists its product as hypothetical. The coding region runs from base 1 to 1692 and encodes 563 amino acids. The transcript has a single exon. NCBI's taxonomy places the organism in Eukaryota, Evosea, Eumycetozoa, Acytosteliales, Acytosteliaceae. The record is from RefSeq and is a predicted model, not a curated record.